Ahaetulla prasina is the source of this 1851-nucleotide messenger RNA. RefSeq names its product LRRN4 C-terminal like (gene LRRN4CL). NCBI's taxonomy places the organism in Eukaryota, Metazoa, Chordata, Lepidosauria, Squamata, Colubridae. The transcript is spliced from 2 exons. Gene Ontology annotation, molecular function: protein binding. The record is from RefSeq and is a predicted model, not a curated record. Bases 285 to 1166 code for a protein of 293 amino acids.
GCGAGGAGGGGCAGAUUAAGUCAUCGGAUGAGUAAGAUAUAAAGUUUUCUUGGGUGAGCGAGUUCCCGCAGAGAAUUCCAAAGCUGCUGGUGGCCAAGCUGGGAAGAGGUGAUGUUGAAUCCGGCUUAAGGAAAAACACUCAUUUUUUUUUCCCUCUCUGUUUUUAUGUGUGGGGGGACGACCCCUAAUGCUGGACAGCUUCAUCCCUGAAUUUUUGAUUGCUUGGAUCCUGGAUUAUUCUUGGCUGAGAUCUGAGCAGGAUCGUGUUUAACACGCCAGGAACCAUGAAAACUUGGACGCUCUUACCCGUCAUGGCUUGUGGCCUCCUGACUCUGUGUCCUCGGGGGUCCCCGACCAGCAUGGGCCACCCGCUGCCCAAACCCCUCCAAGGCCCUUACACCCCUCAUCCAUCGGUCAGCCACACCCCGCUAUCCGGACCGGAGAAAGGUUCUCCCGCAGUGUCCGAUGACUACGACGACUACUACAAAGAUUAUUACGACAAUUUUCAGACAACCGAGUCCCCCCGUUCCGUCUCCCCGGGGUCGCCAACCCCCUUUUGCGCCUACGACCGCUGCAAACAUCUUCAAGUGCCUUGUGUGGAGUUGAGCCGGCUGAGCAAAUGUUUGUGUCCCGGAGUCACCGGUCCGGACGUAACCCCGGACACUCCCCGUUUACGAGCGGUCCACAUCAGUGAGACCCGAGCCAGCUUACACUGGUGCGCCCCCUCGUCCACAGUUCACAUGUACUACCUCAAGUACCAGGUCCCCGGCGAGGAUUUCAUUUCGGGGCCGCCGCUAAACAGCACCUUCCGUGUCACGGUGCUGUCUGACCUCGUACCUGGCACCGAAUAUAUCCUCUGCGUCGUGGCGGCCAACCGAGCUGGGAUCAGCCCGACAGACGAUGGCGUUCAAGAACACGGACCGUGCCGGCGUGUUCGAACUCCGGCUCACCAGAUGACCUAUGUCUAUAUAGCAGUGGGUUUGGCCUCUGUGGUAAUCCUGGGGGCUGUUUCCGUCCUGUUGUGGCAUUUCUACAUACGGAAAGCCAAACCCGUCCAGCACGGAUCCUUGGAUAAUAUCCUGGACGGGGAGCUGAGUUCGGGACACGCCGGAGCCACCAACAGCUCAUUCCGGACGGAAGAACAACUGUUGAUGGCGGCUUCCUAAUGCCAGUUUCUAUUAGUGUCCGGUUUUGGAUAAUGACCGAGUAUCUUUUUAUGGUAGGGACACUGAGGCACGAUCAUGAAGAGGCUGCGCAAGUGAUGGAAGACAGUGGAGCUCCGAUGACGGACAGUUUGGACCGAACUCUCACUUUUCUGCUGGACGAUGGUUUUCAAAGUGAAUUGAUUCUCUUUACGGACCGCAGGUAGUCCUCGACUUACGGCCGGGCGUUGAGCAACCAUUCAAAGCUAAAACGGCGCCGAGAAAAAGCGACUAACGACCAAUCCUCACACCGAAGGACCAGUACGGCAUCCCUAAUAUGGUCACGUGAUCAAAAUUUGGGCGCAUGUAUUUAUGAUGGCUGCGGGGUCCCAGAGUCAUGUGAUCCCCAUUCGUGACCUCGUCAGCCGGCUUCUGACAAGGAAAAACAAUAGGCUGAAGCUGAAUUCGGUUAAUGACCAUGUGAUUCACGUAGCAACCAUGGCAAAAAACAACAACAACCUUGUAAUAUUGGACUGCCUUAUAGCUGCCCUACUUAGCAAUGAAAAUUCUGGUCCCAAUUGUCAUCGUAAGUCGAGGACUAUUCGUUUUAUCUCUCUCUCUCCCCCUUCCUUCCUUCCUUCCUUCCUUCCUUCCUUCCUUCCUUCCUUCCUCCCUCCCUCCCUCCCUCCUUCUCCUCCUUCCUUCCUUC